AUGAGCCAGUUUAGCGGAGCCAAAGGGCAAGCCGCUGGUGAGAAGGAGGCGGCGGAGCCCAAGCGGCAGAAGCCCCCGCUCAGAAAGCGGAUCCUCUCCUCCCUCUCCCGGAGGUCCGGCACUGCCCACCCAUGGCACGACCUCGAGAUCGGCCCCAGAGCUCCGGCGGUGUUCAACGUGGUGAUGGAGAUCACCAAGGGCAGCAAGUUCAAGUACGAGCUGGACAAGAAGAUCGUCAUCGUCUCUGUCAGGAUCGGGGUCCCGACACUCUACUCCUCCGUGGUGUACCCUCACAACUACGGAUUUGUCUCACGCACCCUCUGCGAGGACAACGAUCCCAUCGACGUCCUCGUCCUCAUGCAGGAACCAGUCCUCCCCGGCACCUUACUCCGGGCCAGGGCCAUCGGCCUCAAGCCUAUGAUCGAUCAGGGAGAGAAGGAUGACAAGAUCAUAGCCGUGUGCAUAUGUCGCUCCAGAGGCGGCUGUCAUUUUGAGUCGAUCUCGUAUGCUCUAUAG
Messenger RNA from Hordeum vulgare subsp. vulgare (domesticated barley), 516 nucleotides. Its product is annotated as soluble inorganic pyrophosphatase-like. Gene Ontology annotation, biological process: phosphate-containing compound metabolic process. Bases 1 to 516 code for a protein of 171 amino acids. The transcript is spliced from 6 exons. Gene Ontology annotation, molecular function: inorganic diphosphate phosphatase activity; magnesium ion binding. Gene Ontology annotation, cellular component: cytoplasm. Lineage: Eukaryota; Viridiplantae; Streptophyta; Magnoliopsida; Poales; Poaceae. The record is from RefSeq and is a predicted model, not a curated record.